GAAAAGUCCAGAAUCACCUAUGCACCAGAAAAAACAGGUUUAUGGGUCUUAAAUAGGGUGUAGAGACCAAGGCAAAACAAGAAAUGGUGAUUUACCGUGAAAGACUGAUGGUAUAGUGAUUUUCCUGUUUGUUUUGAAGAUGAGCAUGUAUUUGUUGUUUGUGUAUCUGGUUGUGCUGCCACAUGGGGGCAUAGCCGGAGCCAAUUUCUCCGGCUGCAGUAGCCCAGAAGUUGUGCGUGUUGCAGAGGAGGCCUUGGAUCAAAUAAAUAAGGAUCGGGCUCAAGGAUACAUUCUGGGCUUCAACAGGCUGUAUGAUUUCUCACACACCCCUGAAAAGAACAAAGGGGAGUCUCUCUAUAAGCUAAACAUUGAUGUCAUUGAGACUAAAUGCCACAUCAUAAGCAAUAAACCAUGGAAACAAUGUGAAAUUCGAAGACUUGGUUCUGUUCCUGUAUACGGGGAGUGUCAAGUAUCUGUUUAUGUUGACACAAAAGUCAGACUUCAAAGUUACUCCUGUGCACUUCGUGAAGUUCCAGCCACUGAAGUCUUGGACAUGUGUCCAGACUGCCCUAUAGCAGAGAAUGUGAAUGAGCCAGUCAUCAAGGACAUAGCACAGCUCUCUCUGCUGAGGUUCAAUGAAGAGCGCCACUAUGCCCAUUACUUCACAUUGGAGAAUAUUACAAGAGCCAGUAUACAGUGGGUUGCGGGGCCAUCCUACUUUGUUGAAUUCACCAUUGUACAGACGGUUUGCCUAAAUAAAACAGAAGACAGUGACCUGGGAAACUGCCCACCAAUGGACCUUCAGUUUGCCCAUCGAGGCUUCUGUUUGACCUCACACUUGGAGGAUGUAGAUGAUGGUGGUUUCAGAUUCAGUGGUGGGAAGGAAUUCCAGAACAGGAAGAUUGUAGAUGUGAAGUGUGAGAUCUUUGAACCUCAGUCAGCGGUUGGCCAUCAGCACCACAACCAAACAAACUUACACCCCCAUGAGCUAAUGAACUCAACCAUACCUGGUUCAAGUCAAGGUAUCUCAACAGCGAGAGGCCUCCUGGGGUUUGUGAUAGACCAGCCAGCAUCUCCUAGGUCAGCCCCAGUGGCUAGCUUCUGCCCUGGCUCCCGUAGAUAUGAUUUGGGUAUAAGUAAACUCAAGCUCUAAAUACAGUAUAUAAUACAAUUUGAGUGAGAUGCUUUAUUUAAAUACUGUACAGAUUUCCGAAAAAAAGCAUUAUCAAGCUGUUUUGUCACAUCAAACACAAGGACAAAAGUUGUAGUGAGAAAAGUGAAGGUUUUAGAACCAGUUAGUCAACAUUACAGUGAUGACGUAAUAAGUGGAAAUCAUUUUGAUCCCCUGCUGAUCUUGUGCGUUUACGCUCCUAAAAAGAUGUGAACAGUGGUAGGUUUUCUUUAAAGAGGACUUAUUAUGCUUUUUCCACUUUUUUGACCUACGAAUGUAGUCAGAAUAGUCCAAAGUUUCAGAUAAUGACGUUUGCGCAUUUGGGAAUGAGCCCUGAAAUAAGUUUUGGAUGGCUCUGAACACUCUGUUUCAGAUUUUCAGUUUUUUUAUAAGUUCUGUGAUGUCAAUGCAUUCCGGACUUCUAUAUAUGAGCUGCAGAUUGUCAGCACUCAGUAAACGCGGAGUUACAGAUUUUGAAGUCCUCGGGAGCGCUUGGAAAUGUGACCAUUUGGGUCGGAAGCAGGCAAUCCAUGGAAAUGCUGCACAAAGAGGUGCAGAAUCUGUAAGAUUUAGAAUGCUUUACGUGUGGGUUAUCAUGUGUAGCUGUUGUAUAGGAGUCCACAACUCAAUACAACGGGCUGAAAAUUAGCAUAAUAGGUCGCCUUUAACAGUGAGAAAUAGAAUAUCAACAAAAAAUCUGGAAAAAAACAUUAAAUAAAGGUUUCAAAUGUAUUUCUAUUUCAUUGAGUGAAAUAUGUAUUUAAUCUCUUCCUGGCCAGUAAUAAUUCUGACCUUCAACGACCAGUAAUGUUCCCAUGAAAUACACAAAUUAGUCAUCCUUUUAGCAAGAAGCUUGGCAAGAAGAAACCACUUUUGGUAAGAUCAUUUGAAAUCAUAACAAAUGCAAGUUAAGAGUCAACAGCAGUCGAGAACAACACAGCCCUCACUCUGGAGCACCAGGCAAGAUCUCACCUCAUGGGCUAAAAUGAUGGAAAAAACAGACGCACAUCAAGAGCAAGUGAAGCUUGGAAUGCUGAAGUAGGUUGGA
Messenger RNA from Doryrhamphus excisus (bluestripe pipefish), 2219 nucleotides. Its product is annotated as fetuin-B-like. Gene Ontology annotation, cellular component: extracellular region. Gene Ontology annotation, biological process: negative regulation of endopeptidase activity. Lineage: Eukaryota; Metazoa; Chordata; Actinopteri; Syngnathiformes; Syngnathidae. Gene Ontology annotation, molecular function: cysteine-type endopeptidase inhibitor activity. The record is from RefSeq and is a predicted model, not a curated record.